This is a messenger RNA of Necator americanus (New World hookworm), 2643 nucleotides long. RefSeq lists its product as uncharacterized. Lineage: Eukaryota; Metazoa; Nematoda; Chromadorea; Rhabditida; Ancylostomatidae. The record is from RefSeq and is a predicted model, not a curated record. The coding region runs from base 1 to 2643 and encodes 880 amino acids. Gene Ontology annotation, cellular component: perinuclear region of cytoplasm. The transcript has 22 exons. Gene Ontology annotation, molecular function: transmembrane transporter binding; zinc ion binding; Hsp70 protein binding.
AUGCGGCUAGUAAACAAAGGACGCUUUUUACGACGAUUAGUAUCAGAGAAAAAUGCACGGAACCACGCUGGAUCCCGCAAUCUCGCAAUCUACUACGCCUUCGCUAAGCCAUUUGCACAUCCUUUAAUCUCUAUAUACCAUAUAUGGAUUUAUAUGAAUCUCGAGAUGGAGAAUAGUCCGCUUGAUUGCAAUGUUUGCGGAAAGGAGCUCUCAUCACCCCAUAUUUUGCCAUGUUUGCAUUCCGUCUGCGCCAACUGUUCGCCAUGUUGUUCGAGCAGUACCAGUUGCGGUUCUCCGGACCCAUUAGCAGAGUUCCUUAUAGAAACCGCACAUGAAACCACUGAAAUGUGUGCAAAUUGCGAGCAGACGAAACAACCUAUGUAUUUUUGUGAAACUUGCCAGCAAGCGUUGUGUCACGAGUGCAGAGCAGUUACACACAAGGCUAGGAUGUUCGCCUGUCAUCGCGUCGUGCUUGCUGAAGAUUCAGCACGUGUGCGUGGUAGCGUUUCAUGCCCACAACAUUCCGAACCGUAUAUUCUUUACUGUACUGAUCAGAAACGCUUGGCAUGCAUUCAGUGCUUCAACGAUCGUCCUCCUGAUGAUAGACAUUACUUCGUCUCUGUUGAUGUUGGUCAUAAGACCUGUAUGGAGAAAAUAGAGAAGUGGGCGAUGAAACUAAGACUCUAUCAGGCACGGAAACGAGAGGAACUGGAAGUUCGGGAGCGAAUGCUGGCCGAGCAAAAUAAGAGUUAUCGAACAGCUAAAGAAAACCUUUUUCAAUUGUGCCAACAAAUUCAUGAUACAGUUCUUUCUACACGUGAUCGACUAGCGCAAGAGUUGGAAAGGAGUCAAGAAGAUGCAGAGCGCAUAUGCAAAGAACAAAUAAAAGAAAUCGCCGCAGUUAUGGGACCGAUAAGGCUUUGUUUGAUGUCUGCUCAAAUUCUUUGCUCAUCAGCGUCCGCUAUAGACGUUUUGCAGCUAUCGAGCGAGCUCAACAAAAGAGUACAAUCCAUUUUGUCACGUGCCAUCAAAAAGCUUCCCACCAUUCGCAGCAUAGAUCCUGUUGAAUCACGGACGGAAAUUGCCAGAGCUCUAGAGCCCUUCCUGGGUCUUUCUGCAGCUUGGUGUCCUAUAGCAGUAACACGUGAAGGAUCACAAGAAGGUAGCGGAAGCAUGAAGUCUUUCAAAACACGAUCAGGAUCGCAUUCAAUGCCAACAAUGUUGACGAAAUUUCAAACAAUGAUUGAUCUGUCAGGAGCUUUCGGAUCAAUUUUUGCAAGAGUUGAAGAGCCAUUGAAAGAUCUAUCUAUCGACUUGGGUCAACUUGGCGAAAGAGUGCAAGAAGCACAGAGAGACUUAACAAUGAGGCGCUGUCUGAUCAGGGCGAAUUCUAUUAACUCGAUGAUAAAAGAUUGUGCCGGUGUGGAGACACGUUUAGGCUUGCAUUCUGCCGUCCUAAAUGAUCUACAACCUGAGCUGCAACAAAUGUGGCAAGAACAGCUCGAUAGGGUUAGGCGACAGCAAAUCAUAUACAGAGAGAAGGUCGAAGAGUGUUUGUCGAUGAGGGAAACAGCUCGACAUGUGCUUACCGCUGCCAAACAAUUAGUACCAUAUGCAGCCUGCAUUGAGAACAUGAGCGCGCUUAUUGAUCCGAAAAGAUGCCACCCUCCUGAUCCAGCCCCAAUGGAAAGCAUUUGUAUGCAAAUCACUGGCAUAGAGCCAAAUAGUGAGAGCCGUAUAUUAGCGAUAGAAAAGGAAGAACAAAAUCGACGAGCAGUUCAGGAAGCUAAGAAGAGGGAGGAAUUGGCCGAACGAGGAACACCGGUGAAGGGGUUGAAACAUGCGAAGGCAAAUCGAAAAGACACUACAAGAUUGCUUGUAAAUACGAAUCGUGAAAGAAGCCCCGGCGGGACCGACUCAACUCUCAUCAGUCCAUGUCUCCUGAAAAGAAUAUCUUCUUCUGUUCGUGAAGAAACUGCUUCAGACCUGGAGAUGGAGUCUGCUGUGUGGCGGGAACAUUUUGAGUUGACUAGCGAGGAGAGACUGGAAAAGGCCGACUUGGCAAUCCAAGAAGAGGAACGAUGUAGCUCUUCCCUUUCGCUUACUGCCCAAAUUUGUAAUCACUCACCUUCGCUGCCUCCACUAGAGCAACUGCUCGGUCGAAUUCCUCUGGCCAACAGAGUAGUAGCCGAUAUUGGAGUGUCCCAUCAAUCCAUGCUGCAAUCGUUACAUGACAUGUUCGCUUGUCAACGAUUGGAGAACGUAACACCAGUGAGCGAGGAACCGAACAUGUUGGCCAGCGCUGUGAAAUCCGCUCAGAAGAUUCACGGACAGCCUGCGGCACCAACAAGAAGUGAGCAGAAGACGAUUGAAGAUCUCACGGAAGCUCCCAAGAAGAUAAAGAAAGAGCGACGACGUCGCAAGAAACGAAACGGCGAAGCGAUGGAAUGCAGAGAGGAACCUACUGCGAGUAAUAACAUAGCGAUCAGUGAAGUAGUGCCAGUUCCUGAUGUCCCUUAUGUUCCAAGUCGUGUGUUCGACACUAGCGACUUGCCGUUGGAGAAGUUGAGGUCGUUCGAAGCAAAAGAGAAGAUGUUGCGAUCGCUGAAGGAGAAGAUCGCUAGAUCCGAUGAAAGUUCUUAA